UAUAGAGAGUGUAUCGAACGCGCCCCAUGAAAGUUGUAAACACAGGUACAUGUGCAUUUGCGGGCUGGGGUGUAGAUUUUGAAGGUUUCGAGGUUUAUAAAAUCAUUUAAAGAUGACCAGUCCUUUACCUGACCAUGUGAUCAAGCAUAGUGCUGAACUGGGACUUGAAAAAAAUUGGUCUGUUAAGAAGGACUUUGUGGAUGCCUUUCUUAAACGCCACCUUCCUAAAGGGAGACUACUCAAAGGUGAAGAUGAAGAGAUUCAGACAAAGUAUCUGAUGCUGGAUAAUACUGGAGUUAACAAAGUAACAGGAAAAAAACGACCAAGGAAAAAGAAAACUCUUUCUACAAGGGAGUGCAGAAAUCUGAAAAUAUUCAAAGUGGAAAAAGAAGGUCAAACUUACGAUUCUUAUCUACCUCUCAAUCACCUAUGGUUAAAGUACAUGGAAGAACUCACAAACUUCAACAGUUUCACACCCAGUAAGAUGUCAAAUGUACAACAAAGGUUGCUGAAGGCCGACCUGCAUGGUUCUAUUCUGACAGUUCAAAAGUCAAAGUGCCCAAGCUAUGUAGGAGUCACUGGGAUUCUUCUACAGGAAACCAGGAAUACAUUUCUUCUAAUCACCAAGGAAAACAAAGUCAAAUAUAUUCCCAAACAACAGUCAGUGUUCACCUUCACGCUGGGGUCGUACCAGUUCACCAUCUACGGCAAUAACUUCCGUGUUCGGUCUAGUGAGAGAGCUGUUCGCAAAUUCAAAUCAAAAGCCACUGUUGAUUUUUGAAAUGAAAUAAAAUAUCAAAUGUUAA
Molecule: messenger RNA, 806 nt
Organism: Mizuhopecten yessoensis (Yesso scallop)
Lineage: Eukaryota; Metazoa; Mollusca; Bivalvia; Pectinida; Pectinidae
Product: ribonuclease P protein subunit p29-like
Exons: 6
Coding region: 113-781 (222 amino acids)
Biological process (GO): tRNA 5'-leader removal; rRNA processing
Cellular component (GO): ribonuclease MRP complex; ribonuclease P complex
Molecular function (GO): ribonuclease P RNA binding
Source: RefSeq, a predicted model, not a curated record